Molecule: messenger RNA, 513 nt
Organism: Arctia plantaginis
Lineage: Eukaryota; Metazoa; Arthropoda; Insecta; Lepidoptera; Erebidae
Source: the annotation of a GenBank genome assembly
AUGAAACCACCACUAGGAGUCACCUCUCCAGUGUCAAACUACAACAGUAUCGAACACAAACCGACUAACACACACAAUGUCACGUCACCAGGUCCCAUUGCCUGGGUAUCAAGUAAAAACCCAAAUCUCUGUGAACCCCGGCAGAGUUGGCAAUCUGAUCUACAAAGGGAUCCCAUUAUAAUGUGCGAGGUCGGCGUGUGCGCGCGAACAUUUCAUGCGUUGAUGGGCGGAGGUGCGAACGCAGGUGGAGGGCGGGCAGCGCGCGCCCUGCGCCUGCUUCUGCUGCUCGUGCUGGCCCUCGCAGCCGUUGAGUACCUGUUCGGCUCCAUACUUGACGCUUCACCACUAAGAACCUAUCUCUACACUCCGCUUUACAACGCUACACAGCCUACCUUCAGAAACGCUGAGGAACUUCAAGAAAACAUUUGGAAAAGGGCCCUUCAAACUGAAAUUUCCCAAAAAAUCUCUGAGAUGAGAGAAGCACAAUUGAAAAAAACAAUACAGCUACUUUAA